AUGAUUCACCACUCAGCCAUGGAGGAUGACCCCCAUUCGUCUUAUCCGCGGCAUCCAGCGGGGCCCCUCUCAUCGGAACUACCCCCGGCACCGCCUCCAAACAGGUCAUCCUCUCGUUCGUCUCGGCCCGGCUCUCGGACUCGAAUGGUGAAACCAUCAGGCGCAGUGACCCCAACUGGCCUGGGAGUGCUCACAGAGAACGUCGCAAACUUUCCUCCGGAGGGCCUUGGUCCUACCAGCCCUAUCAAAGAAGGGCUGGGUAGUUUGAAUCGUUGGUCACAGUCUACAGCAUCUAGCAAGAGCCCGUCAGAAUAUACCGGUCAUCGCCGCGGGAGCUCAAAGAUAUCUAUCUCCGGCUACAGCCGCCACAGUCCCCAGCGUGUCCCCGUGGCAAAUGGGCUUCCAAUGCUCAACCUCCCAGCGCUUGAGAAAUCUCCCAUAUUCAAUGCGGACUCAACAUCAUCACAACUUGGUUCUUCUAUCACAGCCUCGGAUAAUCUUUUUCAGCCCUCCAUCGAAUCGACAUAUGCUUAUCAAGUCCCGCAAGAUCAUGUGGCGCAAAAUAGCGGGGACACCAUUCCUUUCAAUGACUUGGAGGGGGAUCCAGAGAUCCGACAGCACGGUCAAACCCAAAAAGCGAUGCUUUCAAAGGCACUUCAGAAAGCAAACACGGCGGUUCUUCUUGACAAUGCUGCCAAUUUCGAGGGCGCCAUGGAUGCUUACUCCGACGCUUGCAAUCUAUUGCAGCUUGUCAUGCUCCGUAGCAAUGGGGGCGACGAAGAAAAGCUCAAACUACAAGAAAUUCGCGACACUUAUAUGAUACGAGUAACGGAACUCCAGCGUAUGGAUUUCCCCCUCCCUGAGAGCGAUGAUAAGGCUCUCCCUGAGCGUCCCCCCAGUCAAGAGUCGUACGGAGAGUUGCUUCAUUCGGUAAACGAUGAUUCUCAGGUCGACAGCCAGCAGAGUUCCGCACAUUCUAGCUUCGGGCUCCACCACCAGCUAUCGUUGGAAGAGACCAAGGGCUUUCCCAUAGAAGCACUCCCUCCACGGCGCCAAUCUCUCAAACCCUCCGCGAUGGAAGAUCAACUCGGAUCUCUGACGCUACCCGUGAUAAAUCAAGAAACCAACGAAUCUACUUCGUGGCUAGACACGAUUGACGAAUCAGGCGCCUCGUCACCAUCAUCUACGAACUCAAAAGCGUCAUCAGUCUAUCUUCGUCGUCGGACCAGCCGCCGUCUCAGCAAUGAUACCGAAGCUGAAUUUGACGCUGCUCUCGAUGCAGCUGUCGAAGCUGCGUAUGAUGAUGGUCUGGAGCCAGUGAUAGAAUACAAUGAAGAUGAGAGUGGUGAUAAUGAUGUGGUUGCGAAUGCACGCCGGAACAUUGAGUUGGCGAAGCAAAGGGUAAGAGAGGCAGAAAGAGAGGCAGAGGCAAUGAACCGUGAUCGCGAAUUACGUCGACUUCAGGACCAGACCGUUGAUCCCACUGCCCGCAUUUCGGACUACCUGGACGACGAAGCAGAAGAAGAAGAGCGCUUGUUGGAGGAAAUGACCAAGGGCUACGUAAUGGAUGACUUCGAAUUCGGAAUAUCAUCCAAGUCGGCUCUUCCGCGAGAAUCGGGUUCGAGCAAUGUGUCUGGGAGAACAUGGGAAAGCUCUGCAACGUCCAAUGUCGCAAGCACAGGUGCGGCAUUGUCGACUCUUGCGGAAGAUGACGUUCUGCCGUUAGACGACCAUAUCAUUCCACCACAUGUCUUUCCCUCUUUGCCUCCAUCUUCUGCCUUGCCGCCUCUUCCAGUGUCGUCUGAUUUCCCUGCCCCCAAGCGGACUUCGAUGUCCAACCGUUCUGGCUCUAUCAGUUCAAUUGCCGGUCAAGGAGUUCGUGCCCGGAGACUAUCUAACCUGAACACCCGCGAGCUCACAAUUGAGACAAAUUCCCGCUCCCGAGCCGAUUCUAAUACGUCUGGUCUAGAAGGCUUUGCAACCCCAAUGACCAGCCGCCCACCUGUACCAUUGCCCAAGGAUGAGCCUACUGCAGAUCCUGCCCGCGCUUCUACUCCAAGUUCCCGUUCCACUUUACAUCCUACACAGCGCAAUCCGUCGGUGGGUUCGUUCAUAGAAAAUGUCACUCUCGCUCAAACCCGCACUCAUGAAGAUGAUGAGGCUGAACUCCCGCCAUUACCACUAUCCGCGCGGCCUAUGGGUAAAGUACCUUCGGCUCCAGAUGGCUUGGAUAAAGUACUUUCCGGUACGAAACCCUUCCGGGCUCGAAACGCCUCAGUUCCAAUUCAGAUUUCCGAUACUGCACCAGAAUCUCCAAGCACGCCAUGGAGUGGUGCAUUCCCAUCCCUGGAUACCCAGAAGGCUGUAAUGGCUGGCAGCAUUCCCAUUAUGCCUACUCCGACCCUCGCCAACUUUAACUUCAAUCAGAAUGGCUUGCCAACUAGCGGGAUGAACCUAUUUGACAGUAAUAUUCACUCUCCUACUGCUCUCGGACGUCCAAACUCACUGGUUUUGAACGCACCACUUCCUCUGGAACCUUGUCCGGAGUCUUUCCUCCUCCGCCCAUUUUGGUUGAUGAGGUGUCUCUACCAAACGCUCGCUCAUCCCCAUGGUGGCUAUCUUUCGGAGAAGCUCUUUAUUCCACGAGAUGUCUGGCGUGUUAAGAAUGUCAAACUCAAGGCUCUCGAAGACAAAGUGUCCAACUGUGAUCUUUUGACAGCUGCUCUGCUCAAGUUGGCCCAGGUCGAUACGUAUGACGCAGAUGCAGUCUUGGAGGAGAUGCAGUCGUUUGAAAGUGUUCUUGACCAAGUUCAGGCCUUUUUGUCUAAAAAGCUAGGCAAUGAGGUUGGUGUGCAGGCCUCGAUGCCACUGUUCAAGCCUGCUUCAACCCCCGAUGAGCCUGCUCCUGUUGAAAGCGCGCCUAAUAAAUCAUACCUGACUUGGAAAAGAAUCAGAGCAAAAACCUCUGGGCUGGGGACAACUACUCCAACGCCGAGUGCACGUGAAAGCAAUAAAGACAAUCUGACCCUCAACUCUGUUCCUAUGACAUCCGUUCAUGGAACGCGUGCAAAGCGCAAUGUGACCCAGCUUGAGUUCUCUGGGCCCAAUGCAAACUAUAUGGGGGCAUUGGCGCGACUAUUCGAUGCUGCUCAAGUGCUAGAGCAAAUUGCCCAUCAAGUUGAAGAUCCUGGCCUUAAACACUCGUCUCCUACCCAUGUUGGCCUGGAGCUCAGCACACGACAUGCUGCUGAAUUUUUUGGCUUUUAUAUUUGUCGGUUUGCACUAGCUGACGUGAGCUUAAUGCUUGAUAAAUUCAUUAAGCGUGGCAGCGAGUGGGUACUGGUCUAG
Penicillium nucicola is the source of this 3348-nucleotide messenger RNA. RefSeq lists its product as uncharacterized. The record is from RefSeq and is a predicted model, not a curated record. The transcript is spliced from 2 exons. Lineage: Eukaryota; Fungi; Ascomycota; Eurotiomycetes; Eurotiales; Aspergillaceae. Bases 1 to 3348 code for a protein of 1115 amino acids.